This is a messenger RNA of Corticium candelabrum, 2371 nucleotides long. RefSeq lists its product as uncharacterized. Gene Ontology annotation, molecular function: oxidoreductase activity. The transcript is spliced from 5 exons. NCBI's taxonomy places the organism in Eukaryota, Metazoa, Porifera, Homoscleromorpha, Homosclerophorida, Plakinidae. The record is from RefSeq and is a predicted model, not a curated record. Bases 443 to 2137 code for a protein of 564 amino acids.
UUCGGCGUCGACAAAUGGCCAGAAUUCUAAGUACAAUGGAUUCUCGUGGGCUGGAUGGAGUCAAUGCAGCGUGACGUGCGGUUAUGGCACGCGAAGUCGCUACGGACAGUCGGUGAAAUGCCAGCCGUACCAACCGUGCAAACGCACAUUUACCAAGCAGACUGCCAGGUGUUACAGCGGGAGGUCGUGCAACGGACCCGAUGUGAGUUGGGGCCGUUGGGGAGACUGCAGCGUCAGGUGUGGACGCGGCUACAAAGUGCGUAGAGGACGCGUCGACUGCAGCUUUUUGAGGAGGCAGUAUCCGACAGCAAGAUGCUAUCCUAACACCAUCCUUGCUAAGGCGGAUUGUAUUGGAAGUCGAUGCACUUAUGGAGUGACGUGGGGCGCUUGGAGCAAGUGUAGUGCGUCGUGUGGCGGUGGGACGCGCGUUAGGUAUGGUGUGAUGAGAUGUACUCCGUACUGGUAUGGGUGUGUGACACGCAAGGUGAAGAGAAGUGAAUCAUGCGGGAGAGAUCCCUGUCCACCGGACUCGACACCUACAGCUGAAGACAUCACCACGCGCCCUCCAACAACACAAGGACCAACCACCACGUCACCCGUUACAACAAUGUCACCCACUACGCUCGCACCCACCACAGACAAGCCAACCACAGAGCAACCUACAACACAAAGACCUACCACAGAAGAGCCUACAACACAACAGCCCACAACAGAAGAACCAACGACAGCAGAGCCUACCACGGAGGAGCCUACCACAGAGGAGCCUACAACAGAGGAGCCUACAACAGAGGAGCCUACCACAGAGGAGCCUACCACAGAGGAGCCUACAACAGAGGAGCCUACCACAGAGGAGCCUACCACAGAGCAGCCUACAACAGAGGAGCCUACCACAGAGGAGCCAACGACAGAGCAACCAACGACGGUCGCUCCCCCCGCGACAACCCAACCGACCCCGACCGAGGAAUGCAAAGACGGCCAGAGAUUCACGGACGUCUGCAAUCGGCUCUGUCAGUGCGUCGACGGCACGUUCGUCUGCUACCGCAUCCGCAAGGAGAUCUCAUCGAUGACGAGACCGGAGCGACUCAGUUACAUCACCGCUUACAAACGCAUGACCGUCGACCCCCGAACGCGCGACCGCUACUCCGCACUCAUCGACUCCCAUCGCAUUCUCUUCUUCCAGGGCCUCCACGACGACGUCUACUUCCUGCCCUGGCAUCGUUGGUAUCUCCUCCAGAUCGAGAACCUCGUGCGCGAGAUCGAUUGCCGCGUGACGAUUCCCUACUGGGCUUGGAGUCUCGUCUCGAACAGCAACUUUACGGCUCCGCUUUGGAGCGACGACGAAUCCUGGCUCGGCGGCGACGGCGUUUCCCCCGACCUUUGCGUGCAAACCGGCCCGUUUCGCGAAGGAGAGUACGAGCUGAUUGAUAGCGCGGUUUCGCGCUGUCUGCAGCGAACGUUCGAUUCGUCGCCGCUUCCGAACGAGAUGCUUGUGACCAUCGUGUUAGAGACCUCGCCCGCCGAUGUGACCGACUUCGUUUUCGGGUUGGAAUUCACGCUGCACAAUCGCGUCCAUUGUCAGAUCGGCGGCACGAUGUGCUCGAUCGAUUCGGCAAACGCGCCGGAGUUUUUCCUCCAUCACGGAUACGUCGACAAGAUAUGGCACGACUGGCAGCUGAAGAGUGAUCUCCACAAGACAAUCCUGUUUGCCGAUGAUGUAAUGCCCAUGAGGAGUCGAGUGGACUCGGACAUUCAGCUCGCUGGCGGUCUCUCUCCGGCUAAUCUUCACGACAACGAAAAUCUUCCCGGGGACGUCAAAAUCCGCUACGAGGCUCCCAAUCAUCACCGGGCGUACAUACUGAGUGCGGCCAUCACCAGCGGCGCACUCAGCGCCGCCGACCUCCGCUCCGUGCCGCAGAUUCCCGUCGGCGCGAUGCCCGACGGCGUGUGGAAGCUCUUUGGAGCGGGAAUGGAUUCGGCUGCGCUGCAGGCGGCGAAGGAGAAGGAUGCGGCGCUGACCGCCGUCCCCGAUGAGGCGGAUUCGCAGUCGCUGUCGGGUGUGGAUCUCGAUUUGGGAUUUAAAGUGUCGGACGUGGUGAAGAUGGCCGCCCAGAAGACCGCGGGAAAUACUGAAAAAUAAUCAGUAAUUCUUGUCGCCUCCCGUUGAUGCAAGGUGAUGUGAUUUGAGAGAGGACAAUGUAGUUUGCGAUUGGUCUGUAGAUGUACUGUGCAUGCACGUCUCGUUCGAGCGCGCAAUUGCUCGAAUUUAGGAAGAGAAAUUUAGUGCUGAAAACAACGGACGUGUGUAGUAAUUGGAGAUUUCAGCUCUUAGAUUGUUUAAUUAAUAUCUAGCCAGUCAAGCACAAUUAGCUAU